GUAACAGAAGGAUACUUUCGGUUUGAGAACUCGUUAAACAUGUGACUUCAAGGAUAAUUAUACUCUAAUUCAGCGCGGUUGGAAUUGAGAAUGCUACUGUGUUUAAUUAAUGUGAUAUCUAAACCGAAAAGAAGUACAUAUAACAGAUCUGCUGAAGUUAACUGCCGCAUUAAGAGUCGUUAUCACUGGUCAGAAGAACGUUCUUUGGUAGGCUAUAUAAUUAAUGCGAAUGUAGCUAGGCUGUUUGUUUCAUUUUUGAACUGCGACAUCGUCAAACUAUGAGAUAUAACAUACGUUUCCACCUGUAUGUCCAGACGCAGAAGAGUGAAUUAUAAAGCAAAUAUAAUAUACCUAUCAAAAAGAAAAAUGGGGCAGUCAGAAAGCAGACACAGAGAGCUCGAAGAUGCUGCUUCGAGCGACUUUAUAUCCAGAUCAAACUCAUGCUCAGGUCUGCGUUCAGCUGUUCCUCUAGCUGUGGUUGAGGAGAUCCUCCUGAAUCUUCCUGCUCAUCAGGUGGUGCGAGUCUGUCGUCUGGUGUGUCAUGAGUGGAAGGAGCUGGUGGACAGCACUGCACACUGGAGAGAGCGAUGUCGGAGAGAGGGCUUACAGCCACAAGAUCCUUCCAGAGCCCUAGACGGCGGGAGCCAGUUUUACUUCAUAACUAAGAAACAACAUAACUUGCUCAAGAAUCCCAGAGCAGAAGAGGAGUUCAGUGGAUGGGAGAUUGUAAAGAAUGGUGGUGACCGCUGGGCAGUAGGAGAUAAUUCUGUAAAAAUCCCAAAUUUCACAGUCGCAAAAUACUUUGUCACCUCUUACAGGUUAUGUUUGAAGCAACAGCUGAUAGAUUUGAAGAAGGAAGGCUACAAUGCUGCUUUCAUGGAUCAACUACAACCUCAUAUCAAAAUAUCAGACUGGUACGCACCGCGCCAUGAUUGUGGAAGCAUGUAUCAGAUCUGUGUGGAGUUGCUUGAUCAGAGGAAGAAACCCAUCAAUACCUUUGAGCCUGAACAAGUUUUCUUUCCGCAGUGGAACGAUCAGCAGUGGUGUGAAAUGACACAUGUCUUUAAGGAUUAUGGACCUGGGGUUCGGUUUAUCCGUUUCACUCAUGGUGGGCAGGAUACAAAGUUCUGGGCUGGCUGGUAUGGGAUACGGGUCACUAACAGUAGUGUGGAGAUCUGUCCAUCUGAAGAAAGAUAGUGUCUUACUGUAUGAAUGUGUUCUUUGUUAUGAGAAACACCAUUAUAUGUAACUAUAAACUUAAAAGCCUGAAAGUUAAAAGUGCAUCUCUCGUUGUUCAUGGAUUGAAGUAUGUACUUGAAGAAUAUGUAAUUGUUUUUAUUUUUGUGCUUCAUAUAAAUCAGUUUUUAGAUGUUUAUAUUUCAAAAGGCCUUAAUUAUCAGUGUAUUAAAAAAAAAUACAGUUUUGCAGCGAGACUGAGUACCCUAAACAGACUCAUUCAUGUUUUGUGUUAAUAAGUAGGGCCAUCAGUAAGAACAUGUGUUUCAGACAUGUUCCCAUAACAUGAAUUUAUCUUUAUCUACAUUGUCAUAAUUUUAAAAUAUGUAUUUCAAUAUGUAUUUUUUACAUAAUAUGCAGCUGGUACUAAUUGAAAGGAUUUCUUAAAUCUAAAGUAGUGGAGGAGUGAGCUAUACCACCAGUUUAAAUAUUUUUCAUCAAGCGACUAAAUAUUUUAUCAUAUACAGCUGUCCAUGUUAGAGUGGGUAAACAUUUGUCACCACACUGAAAUACUAUGGAAAUACUAUGGAUCACUAAAAGGCUAAAGAGAGUAAAAUCUGCACACAUAUAAUAAUCAUAUGACCGGAGUACCAAGGUAAAAAAUGUUGAUAUAAACCUGUACAAAAAUACAUCAAUUUUCUUGUCUUUGAUGCUGCGGUGUCCAGUUCAUAGAACCAUGCAUUUGGAUGUCUUCUGGGAUCCUGGGGGCUCUAGAUCUGCUAAUACUGCCUCAUCAAAUACAUUCAAAUACAAAUACACUCGUGGACAGGUGUUGAAAAUUAGCAUACAUGCUAUAACACUAAAACCAAUGCACAUGGUUCAUCCAAUGUAAUUGUAAGUCCAUGUCAAAUAAAGAGAUUAUUUAGUCCUUUCUGUAACAAAGAAAAAAAAAAAGUUAAUCCGUUUGUUACACAGAGAAAAACAUUUAAAACUAGGCUUUAGAAACAACAUCUCGACACACAUAACCUGCCUGCGUUAGAGCAAAGCAUUUCACAUAUUUUACUGCUUUUAAGUCUCUGGCUAGUUUUUCAGCUGUCUCUUGUUUGAUUGGCUUUAGUUUAUUUUUUGCAAGCAUUAUAAUAGUCAUCUUGUAGGUCAAUCUGAGCUCCAACCAACAGAAAAUGGGUUUUCAGGGAGUGACAGGUUAUCUCAGGCACCCACUGCAUUACAAAUGAAGUUAUUAGCAACAAAUAAAUUAUUCCACAUGACUGACAGAUCAUUGAAAGACUCCCCUGUUCUUUUACAUUUUCAAAAGAAAGAGAAACAAACUAAGAGGACAUCUGUUUGGGGAAAGCUUAGGGGUCGUAAUUUGAGUAGAGCACAGUCUAGGGAGUACCCCCCCGGCCUGCAAGGGGCGAUGGGGGUAUGUGAUGAGUGGGGCGGGGCCGAGAGCCGUGGGAACAGAGCGAGGCCGGUGGAGUGAUUGGGAAAUGAGCAACGGAGGAGAUCAGAAGGAUACAAAAAAGGAGCUAUUACAGUGAAGGACAAGAGAGGAUCAGGCCUGGGCUUUAUUUUGUGUUUGGUUUUUAUUAAAAUUUUGUUUUGAAUGUCCGCCGGUUCCGGCCACUUUCUUCCCGCGAUUGUGAAGUUUCUACUCCGUUACAAUGAUGAACUGCCUUUAACAGUCAUUUUGCAUUAUUGACACACUGUUGUCCUAAUUAAUGUUGUUCAGUUGCUUUGACAAUCUUUUUUUGUUUAAAGCACUAAAUAAAUAAAGACUUGACUUGACUUCUGGUCAGGCGGCUGC
Messenger RNA from Carassius auratus (goldfish), 2983 nucleotides. RefSeq names its product F-box only protein 44-like. Bases 307 to 1197 code for a protein of 296 amino acids. The record is from RefSeq and is a predicted model, not a curated record. Gene Ontology annotation, molecular function: ubiquitin protein ligase activity; protein binding. Lineage: Eukaryota; Metazoa; Chordata; Actinopteri; Cypriniformes; Cyprinidae. The transcript has 6 exons. Gene Ontology annotation, cellular component: cytoplasm; SCF ubiquitin ligase complex. Gene Ontology annotation, biological process: ERAD pathway; SCF-dependent proteasomal ubiquitin-dependent protein catabolic process; glycoprotein catabolic process.